This is a messenger RNA of Rhododendron vialii, 1250 nucleotides long. RefSeq lists its product as uncharacterized. The transcript has 2 exons. The coding region runs from base 159 to 1016 and encodes 285 amino acids. The record is from RefSeq and is a predicted model, not a curated record. NCBI's taxonomy places the organism in Eukaryota, Viridiplantae, Streptophyta, Magnoliopsida, Ericales, Ericaceae.
CACGCGCAGCGUUCUCGUCAGUCGUCUCUGUCUCUCUCUCUCUCUCUCUCUCUCUCUCUCUCUCUCUCAAUUCCAACUCACUGUGACGAAAGCCAAAAGUCCAUAGACUAUUCCUUUCCACACGAAGCUCAAUCUCAGACGCAAAACCUGCUGUAAUAAUGUUAGGGUAUCUGGAUUCCUUGGAUUUCCAGAAGAAGCGAGUUCAAGCUCUGGUCUUUGUCGUUGGGAUCAUCGCCCUCAGCAUCACAGCUGAUAAAUGUAGGCAACUGGUGGGCGAAGAGGCUUCAUCAAAGAGUGGAAAGUUCACUGUUUUCAACUGUUUCGACGGGAAUUCAGGAACCCUAGCAUGCGUAGUGAAAGAGGGUGUGAAGCUCUACUUCUACAAUAUCAGAGCCGCUCAUGUUGAAGGAACAAGGCACAAAGCGAUUGAGAAAGCCCUGGUGGAUGCUUUGUCGCAGGGCCUGAGUCCUCAAGAUGCAGCCAAACUAGCCCAGAAAGAAGGGAUGAAAGCGGCCAAACUCGCAACCCGGAAAGCCAAACGCAUUAUCGGCCCCAUAAUCUCUUCUGGAUGGGAUUUUUUCGAAGCACUUUACUUUGGGGGUACUGUGACAGAAGGGUUCCUCAGAGGAACUGGGACCUUGUUUGGCACCUAUGCUGUAGGUUUCCUGGGGGAAAAAAAGUUUGGGAGAUUCGGGUAUUUGCUUGGGAGUGAAUUGGGCAGUUGGGUUGGAGGGAGGAUCGGGCUAAUGGCGUAUGAUGUUGUAAACGGAGUACAUUACUUGCUUCAGUUUGUCCAAACAGAGGAGAGUAAAGUUUCUGGGACUUCUUUUGGGAGUGUUGAGGUAGAGGAAACGAAAGCGUACGAGGCUCCUGCUUUUGAAAGUGCAGAAGCUUCAGAGGAUUCCUAUGCAUAUGAGACGCCAACAUAUAUGAGCUCUGAAGCUUCCGAUUCCGAUGACUCGAGUACUUAUGAAUCUCCUACUUUUGAGAGCUCUGAGGUACCUGAAGAAUUUUGACUUGGUUCUUGAGUUCAGUUCACUUUAUGAAAUUCUUGUGUAGAACUUGUGCUAGUUACAUGGACUAUUUCUCAUCCAAUACUUGUAUAGGAAAUUACGGGUGGUGGUCGAGGUUUUGUAUAUAGUCAGUUGUAUUUUAAGCGAAGGAAAUUGCAUUCUUGUCUUGACUGGAAACUAUAUUUUUCCCCUGUUGAAUGUACUUAGGGAUGGUUUGGCUUUAAUCAUCCGUUUGGA